Molecule: messenger RNA, 1530 nt
Organism: Mycena indigotica
Lineage: Eukaryota; Fungi; Basidiomycota; Agaricomycetes; Agaricales; Mycenaceae
Exons: 1
Coding region: 1-1530 (509 amino acids)
Source: RefSeq, a predicted model, not a curated record
AUGGCGGCAGAAGCGCCUCCUUAUCCCGUCGUCCUCCCGACGCCUGCGGACCCCCAGCCUCCCAAUGGUGUCAUUCCACCCGUUACAACAACGACAGAAGAGCCCCAAACGCCAACACCUCGUAAACGCGGAAGACCAAAAGGUUCGAAGAACAAGUCAACGCUUGCGUUGGAAGCUGCCGGCGUUAUCGACAAAGAUAAACGACCAACGGCCCCUCGACCACCACGCGACCCAGAUGCCCCCAAGAGACCCGUAGGAAGGCCACGGAAAGAGCGGGGGGAGUGGAUAGAGAUGGCUGCGUCAAGACCAGACGAUUUCUUGCACGUGUUGUUAACAACGUUGGACAUCCCGAAUCCUCCAUCGAAUGCAGGCCCAUCGCUUGAAGAUGCGUUCAAAUCCCACUUGGUCUCGCUAUCGCAGCAGCCGAGCCAACAACCGUCGACAAGCGCGUCAACUGCCCAACCCAUUCCGUCUCUCUACUCCAUACUGAAAACCUUCUGGCUCCCCUCUUCCCCCGCUUACUUCUCGCUUACCGCAUCAGCUGGGACUGGCGGUGCCCGGGUACCAUCUUCACAUCGUUUCCUCUAUUGGGACCCACUUCCACUUGUUUUCAAUGGCAUCCCCUGCCCGACAUGUUCCGCACCACUUGUCCAACGAGGUCGCAUUCGCUCGGGACCGCUCACGAUCCACGAUCUUAGUGGCCCAUUCUUCGUGAUUGGCUGCAGCUAUGUUUGUGAGCCAGCUGGUCAUGCUUUUGCCAGCACCGACUCUUCUGUCCGCGCCGCUCUACCAGAGCUACUUGAACGCGAGUUUCCCGCUCGUCUAAUGGCUGGCGAUCUUGGUGUUGGAGCCGAUGUGUGGAGUUGGCAGGCGCGGGGGGUUUCGAGGGCUUUGUGGAAUCUCGUGAUGGGUGGCCUUAAAUCGGGGCUUUCAAAGGACAUAAUCUUACAGCUCGUUCGUACCGUCCAGCAUGGGGUGCAGGAUAUACCAAAGCCCCUCAUUUCUUCCGUUGUUGCGCCGCCACCCAAAAAGGAAGAUGAAGAUGAAGAGCCAGAAGUGGAGCCAGAAGAAGACGCGUUCGGCGAAACAGCAGCGGAGUCGCCCACGACAGCGACCACUCUACCGCAGCAACCCCAACAACUCCCACCAGCCGCAUCGCCAGCCACACAAGCAUAUCACGAUGCAUGGACAGCUAACUCUGUCGUCGCCGGCAGCUCAGCCAUCCCACCACCUCCCAUAAACGGUCUUCCUCCGACUCAAUUUCGACCAGUGACUGCCCUGCCUUUCUACCAAGGAAUGGUACCAUAUGACCCUGCCCAACACCAACGCAAACGACCUUAUCCAUUCGAUGAUUCGGGUCAUCCCCAUCCAAUACCCCCCGCCUCACGCCCAUACAAUGAACUUUGGCUCUACUCCAGGCUCUCCUCUCCUCUCGGUCAGACCACCUGGCGGCUCUCCCAUGUCAGAUUCAGCAUCUCCAAAACCACGCGCCCCGCGCCAUUGCUGCAAAUGUGGAUCCCAGACUUGUAA